UUGCAUUACCUAAUCUUAUCAUACAAGGAAAUCAAGAAUCUGCCAAAUUUCAUGGGCGAUUCCUCUCUGAUGAUGAACUCAAAUAUGGAACUCCUAAAUAGCCUAAGCCAUCAGCUUGAAGAUGAUCAGAAUUUCAGCUCAAAUAUUCAUGAACAUGGUUUUUUGGCUUUGUCAAAUGAAAACUUCUCUAAUCAUCAUCAACUCCCCAUCAUGGCUAAUUUUAAUACCGAUCAUAUGAAUAUUAGCCAUGAUAUUUAUGAUCCCGCCGCUGCCGCUGCCGCUGCCGCUGCUGCUCAGUUUUUUACUUUGGGAGGUCCAAGUUAUGGCUGCAGUAGCAGUAUGAAUAAUUCAAUCCUUGAAUCAGAGUUCAUGUUGAAUAUUAAUAAUAUUCCAACUCCUCCACCUCAAGUGCCUGGAAAUACUGGCAAGAACACAUGUGAAGGGAGAAAAAGAAAAAGGAACAAUCAGAAAGAAGCUGAGAAGCCAAGAGAAGUUGUACAUGUUAGAGCAAAGAGGGGCCAGGCUACUGAUAGUCACAGUUUGGCUGAACGACUUCGAAGGGAGAAAAUAAAUGAAAAACUCAGAAGCUUGCAAGAACUAGUUCCUGGAUGUUAUAAGACAAUGGGAAUGGCAGUGAUGUUAGAUGUAAUAAUCAACUAUGUCCGGUCACUGCAAAAUCAAAUUGAUUUUCUUUCAAUGAAACUAUCAGCAGCAAGUUUGUUUUAUGAUUUUAACUCAUCAGAGAUGGAUGAUAUGGAGUCAAUGCAGGGAACAAAUGGGUAUGCAGCUCAAGGAAUGGGGAAGAUUGAUGGUGAGGGGUAUGGAGGAAUUCCUCAGUUUCAAACUUCUUGGCCUCUGAGACCUAAUUAAAAGCUCCCUAAGAAAAUAUACUCAUUUCAAUUUAUCUCAAUAUUAUGUAACAGAUAAUUAAUAUGUUUGAACUCCUUUUGUGGUUAUAAACCCUUGAUUUCAAUUAUCUUCUAUUUUUGUAUUAAAUUCGAAUGCUAAGUAAUUCCUCUGAUCUAUUUAUAUUGUUAGUGGUUAUGAAGAAAAUGGAAUUACACUAUAAAAGAUGUUGAUCUA
Lycium ferocissimum is the source of this 1083-nucleotide messenger RNA. Its product is annotated as transcription factor bHLH75-like. The coding region runs from base 52 to 870 and encodes 272 amino acids. Gene Ontology annotation, molecular function: protein dimerization activity; DNA-binding transcription factor activity. Gene Ontology annotation, cellular component: nucleus. The record is from RefSeq and is a predicted model, not a curated record. Gene Ontology annotation, biological process: regulation of DNA-templated transcription. The transcript is spliced from 6 exons. Lineage: Eukaryota; Viridiplantae; Streptophyta; Magnoliopsida; Solanales; Solanaceae.